UAACAUCAACAACAACUAUAUAUAUAUAUGUGCGCGUCUUCUCCCUCACACAACACACAACCUAUAGCUCCACUCAUCAGAGAUCCCCACACAUACAUUCGUACGUAGGUUUUCUUGUGCGCCAUGCCUGAAAUGUUGAAUGUACGUGUCGAUUCAAGCAUAGGAUCAUCAAAAGUAAUACCCAUCUUCCACCAAGUCGUGUUAACUGAUCAGAAUGGAAGAGAAGAACACGAAAACAUUCAUAAUAAUAAUCUCCCAGCAGAAAGCGUGGCGGUGGAGGAGGUGCUCUCGAAUACAAUUAUAGGCAUUCCAGAAGAAGACGAAUUUUCCGGCGAGAUGAACCCACAAGAUGCCUGGCUUCCCAUUACAGAAUCCAGAAAGGGUAACACUUUGACUGCUGCACUUCAUCUGCUCAGUUCUGGGAUCGGAACUCAAGCGCUUCUUCUCCCCUUCGCAUUCAUUUCACUUGGAUGGUUCUGGGGCAUACUUUUGUUGUCUCUGGUAUAUUCUUGGCAGCUCUACACUAUAUGGCUUCUUGUCAAUCUUCAUGAGCCAUCUCCACAAAAUGGAAUUCGUUACAGCAGAUUUCUUCACCUCUCAAUUGUAGCCUUCGGUGAAAAGUUGGGGAAGUGGGUAGCCAUGUUCCCAACAUUUUACUUAUCAGGCGGCACAUGUGCAUUGUACAUAAUAUCAGGGGGGACUACCAUGGAGCUGUUGUACCAAGCUAUGUGCGAAGAUAAUCUCAAAUGCCAGGCCAAGUCUUUGACAGGAGCUCAAUGGUUCCUGCUCUUCAUAUGCUUAGCCAUUUUCAUUGCUUUUUUCGUCCGUAAUCUGAAUUCAGUAGCCCCAAUUUCGCUGAUUGGGUCAAUCACGGUGAUCGCGUAUUGUAGCCUUUUAUGGGUUCUGUCGGUGAGCAAGGGCAGGCCGGUGGAUGCGCCGCCGAUACUGCCUCAAAAUAAUAAUGAUGAUGCUGGUGGUGUGUUUCGUAAUGUGUUGAACAGUAUUGGAAUGAUUGCUCUUGCUUUCAGAGGACACAACCUGGUGCUGGAGAUACAGGGAACACUGCCCACAAAUAGAAAACAACCGUCGCGUAAGUCCAUGUGGAGAGGAGUAGCAAUUUCCUAUCUAAUUAUUGCUAUCUGUCUCUUUCCACUUGCAAUAGUUGGACAUUGGGCUUAUGGGAAUCAGAUACCUAUCAACGGAGGAAUUCUUACUGCUUUCACAAAGUUCCACCAGAACAACACAUCCAAGUACAUUGUUGGUGCAAUAUACCUCAUUAUCAUAAUCAACUAUCUGUGUGCCUUCCAAAUCUACGCCAUGCCCGUAUUCGACAACCUAGCGCGCCUAUACACGAGCAGGAAAAACAAGGCAUGCCCGAGCUGGUUCCGUGCAGCCACCAAAGUCUGGCUCGGAGGAUUGACAUACUUUGUAGCAGUAACUUUCCCCUUCUUGCCAAGUUUGGGUGCAUUCACAGGUUCCAUCGUGUUGCCUCUAACUCUGGCCUAUCCAUGUCUGAUGUGGGUUGCCAUCAAGAAGCCCGCCCGGUUUAGCAGAAUGUGGUGCCUAAAUGUGGGGCUUGCAUCUUCAGGCAUAGUGUUGAGUUUAAUGUGUGCUAGUGCAGCUCUGUGGUUUUUGAUAAUUAAUGGCGUAGACGCCAACUUCUUCAAGCCCAGGUGACAUAGGUGUAUAGAGAAAUUGACUAUUCAAGAUUUUAUUCUAUUAAUUCAGAAUCACCCACAUACGUAGGAGUAGGAACAUGAUGAGUAGUUUGUAACAUGAUACAUAUAUGCAAUCCCACGAUCGGGGUCAGGAAUAUUGUUCAAUAA
Messenger RNA from Sesamum indicum (sesame), 1826 nucleotides. Its product is annotated as lysine histidine transporter-like 8. NCBI's taxonomy places the organism in Eukaryota, Viridiplantae, Streptophyta, Magnoliopsida, Lamiales, Pedaliaceae. The record is from RefSeq and is a predicted model, not a curated record.